CAAGUGGCCAGCCACACUCAGAGUGGCCCGCCCAAGGCAUCGAGGCAAAGGUGGCCAAGGUGGUGGCCCUCCCAAGGAACCUUGGACGGCUCCCUUAGUCGGCAUUUUUGAUCGACCCCUCGAAUGUUCCGAAGUCUCGCAUCCCACAUUGACUUUUCGUAAGCGAGCACUAGUCUAGAAGGCUGACCACCUCACUUGGACUACCUUGGUGAUUAAUAUUUAAUAACUUUCUUCUGAUUUCAUGAAAAGUUAUAGUUAGCGGUUCUCUCUAAGACACAUCAUUCCAAUUGUUUAAAUCCUCAUUGGCAACUCUGACACUGUUAAACUUUCUACAAAUUCCCAGCUGUCCCGCAUAGAAAACACUCUUGGGGUCAACACUGCUCCUUGCUCUCCCAUCGCAAUAUCCACACGAGAUUCAAUUCAAAGCAUAUUCAUCCUCCUCAGAAAUCAUGAGCCGAAAAGUAACCUCCAAAGACAUCGAGGAGCUCAGCUCUCUCCUCAGCGGAACUGAUGCGAAAAUCCUCACUUCGACUGAUGAGGGUUACGAACAAGCCAUUGAACGCUGGUCCAAAGCAGCCGAAAAACCAGCCGGUGUAGUGGUUGUUCCCACAGAUGCCUCCCAGAUUUCCAAAACCGUCAAAUUUGCAGCAGCCAAGAAACUCGAUGUUGCUGUACGGGGCGGCGGCCACUCAACAUCCGGCUCAAGCAGCACUGACGGUGGUCUCCUCUUUGACCUGAGCAAAAUACGACAAAUCACUGUUGAUCCCACCGCUAAAACAGUGAAAGUUGGCGGCGGCGCAAAUUGGGGUGAAGUUGACGCUGGACUCGCAAAGUACGGCCUCGCAACUGUCGGAGGAACGAUUUCAGACACUGGAGUCGGCGGCUUGACUCUGGGAGGCGGCUAUGGCUGGCUGUCCGGCAAAUAUGGAAUGGUUAUUGACAAUCUCAUCAGUGUCACGAUUGUCGUUGCAAGUGGCGAAAUCCUCAAAGCCUCCAAAGAGGAAAAUCCAGACUUGUUUUGGGGUCUGCGAGGCGCGGGCCAUAACUUUGGCGUUGUGACGGAAUUCGAAUUCCAGGCGUUCGAGCAGGGUGACAUGUGGGCUGGUGUGAUUGCCUUCAAGCCCGCACCUCCCAUCGUAGCACAAGUCGUUGCAGCCGUCAAUGACCUCUUUAUUGGGCCCAAGGACGGAAAGGGAUUCACCAAGCUCAAGGGCCAAGGUAUGGGUGGUCUUGUUCUUACACGCCCACCUGAGGCUGGUGGAAAGGUGGUCCUCGCAGUGGCUGUCGUUUUCAACGGAACUGAGGAGGAAGGAAAGAAGGCAUUCAAGGCUCUGUACGACAUUGGCCCUGUCAAUUCCACCAUGAAGACGGUGCCCUACCAUAUCGCCAACCAAACGCUUCAUGGUCCCAAAGGUUACCGCGUCAGCUUGAAAGGAGCUGUCUUCUCUUUGCCCCUGCAAGCCGAAUUCGUGCAAGAGGUCCUUGCCGAGUACACGAAGCUCACUGAAGAAGUCCCAGACUUGGCUGGAACUAUGAUCAUUUACGAGCUGUACGACCCUUAUGUCGUGAAUACACGGGCUUCCAAUCAGGACACGAGUUUCGCCAACAGAGGAUGGCACAUGAACGCCAUGGUUGCGCCGUACUGGUCCAAGCCAGAAAAUGACGCGCUGGGAAGGCAGUGGGCAAGAGACACCUCAGCUAUCUUUGACAGGUGGUUUGAGAAAUCUGGCCAAGAGCAACGAGCUGGUGACUAUGGAACGGUACUGGCAUAUGGAAACUAUGACCAUUACGACGGGAAGAAGUCCCAUGAUCUCUUUGGACUCAACUAUCCACGUCUGCAGAGCCUGAAGGCUAAGUACGAUUCGGGUAAUCUGUUCAACAAGCAAUUUGCAGUCACUCCAGCAUAGAUAAAUCAUUUGUGUUGGAAGUUGUUUGUUCUGGCGAGGCAUGCUGCGAUCUUGUUUAUGCUGUCGAUUUAUCUCCACUCUAGUUUAGAUGAAAUUCAUAUCCUUGGGUGUAGAUGUUAUGCGUGCUUAUGUGACUCUUGCAAUAUGUGUGACGCUACCAGAAGGCUUUACAUUUCCCUUUUACUCCGGCCCCACGUCAAAGUGUUUCUGUGUAUUAUAGCAAAGAAAUG
Cadophora gregata is the source of this 2137-nucleotide messenger RNA. RefSeq lists its product as uncharacterized. Gene Ontology annotation, molecular function: oxidoreductase activity; FAD binding. Lineage: Eukaryota; Fungi; Ascomycota; Leotiomycetes; Helotiales; Ploettnerulaceae. The coding region runs from base 450 to 1907 and encodes 485 amino acids. The record is from RefSeq and is a predicted model, not a curated record. The transcript is spliced from 2 exons.